GAUUUAUUAACACCCUCGACAUACCACCUCCCCGACUCUUACACCAUUACCAACAUAAUCAAAACUCUUGCACGCACUACACCAUCAUCAAAUGUCAAAAUGCCCUUCCCUUUCAGCUCGUUCUUCCCUCAAAAGAAGAGAUACUAUCACCCUGACUUCGGCUACAUCGAACCACGAGACUUUCAUAGAUACUCGUAUCGGGCAGACUUCCACCCCACUGGCUACUACGGCACGGUAGGCGCGCUUCAAGGUGAUGACUUCCAUGCACAGCAGCACCAAGCCCGUGAAAUGCAACGAGAGCAACAGCAAGAAUACCAGCGGCAACAGCAUGAGAUGGAACGGCAGCAAGAACGCGAACACCGCCGAGAUAUGGCACGCGAGCAACGUGAAAUGGACCAUGCGUAUCGCCGCGCAACACGUGAUAGAGGUCGUAGAAGCCAUCGGGUUCCGGAGCACGGCUAUGAGGGUCCAGAGUACAGCUACGUAAUGGGUGGAUGAGAACCCGGAAGUAGAUAGUGGAAAUGAAGCAAAUAGCUUGACAGAGAUAGUCUGACUAUCGCUAAUAGGCAAGCA
Molecule: messenger RNA, 573 nt
Organism: Mytilinidion resinicola
Lineage: Eukaryota; Fungi; Ascomycota; Dothideomycetes; Mytilinidiales; Mytilinidiaceae
Exons: 1
Coding region: 100-498 (132 amino acids)
Source: RefSeq, a predicted model, not a curated record